AUGGCGAGAACAAUCUCAAUAAAUAAUUUGAUCUAUUUCCUUUUCUUUUCUAUCCUCCAUCUAACUAAAGCUUCCAAACCAUCUAUCAAAACGGUCACCGUCAAUCCAUGCACCCUCACUCCGAGCAUUCCUACAUAUCUCUCUCCUUCAUUACCUUGCCCAACCAUCACCAUCACCACUUCUCAUACCUCCUGUCCCCCAACAACUCCAACAUCAUGCUCUCAAAAUUUCUGCAUCUCAGAUGCCUAUAUAACAAUUCCCUGCACUUGUCCCUCCUCCGUACCAACCACCACUCUCUAUACCCCAUGUCCAUCUGCCUGUUCGCAAACUUGUCAUAUUGGUCAGCAGAUUUAUCGUGAGACAGCGUGUUCUAGUACCGUCGAUACAUAUACUACUCCCAAUCCAAACAUCACUACUCGAAUCCUUCCUACUACGACACCAAAUCUUGUUACUUGCUCUUGUCCUUAUUAUCCCCCCUACCCUACAAAUUGUGUCUUCCCCUGUCCGGUUCAUACCCCCAGCACUACUAUCACUAGCGAUCCUUCUGCUCCCACAACUACGAAUCUCCCAUCGACAACACCCCCCAAUCUUGUUACAUGUUCUUGUCCCUACUAUCCCCCUUAUCCUACAAAUUGUAUUUCUCCCUGUCCGGUUCAUACCCCUACAACCGUCAUCACCGUCCCGACCGCCACAACUAUCACCUCGGCCCUAACCCCGAGUUGUCAAAGUAUCACAGUCACAAAAGGAGAUUCAUGUGCGUCGGUUAUUGGGGGGCCGUGUUCGAGUCCUGAUUGUAUAUACCUCUCUACCGUGACGAUAAAUUGUGGGUGUGGGGGGACGAUAGGGACGGUGACUAAUUGCAAAACAACAUGUGACAAUGGAGCCUGUGGGACUGAGUGGCAGACGAUUGCAUUGCCAUGUCCGACGAUUCCGACGAUUUUCUGA
Botrytis porri is the source of this 945-nucleotide messenger RNA. RefSeq lists its product as uncharacterized. The coding region runs from base 1 to 945 and encodes 314 amino acids. The transcript has 5 exons. Lineage: Eukaryota; Fungi; Ascomycota; Leotiomycetes; Helotiales; Sclerotiniaceae. The record is from RefSeq and is a predicted model, not a curated record.